Messenger RNA from Pisolithus orientalis, 3659 nucleotides. RefSeq names its product ARM repeat-containing protein. Gene Ontology annotation, cellular component: cytoplasm. Bases 263 to 3184 code for a protein of 973 amino acids. The transcript is spliced from 16 exons. Gene Ontology annotation, molecular function: mRNA binding. Gene Ontology annotation, biological process: post-transcriptional regulation of gene expression. Lineage: Eukaryota; Fungi; Basidiomycota; Agaricomycetes; Boletales; Pisolithaceae. The record is from RefSeq and is a predicted model, not a curated record.
CUUAAAUUCGCUGGUCCUAACAACACAAGCCUAUCAGCGUCCUCCCUCGCAUUGCGCUCUGAAAAAAUCUGGACACUUCCCAACAGCAGCCCAUACACCCCCAUUGUACCAUCACCAAUAUACUAGACGGGCUUAAAUUGGCUUGCAGGAUUGCCAUUGUGUGACUACCCUUACCGUUUUCUAAUCUUCUUUCGCUUCGUCACAUACCUUUUCCCUCUUUUCAAACGUUUGGAAGAAAAGUUGUCGGCCUGCGCUACUCGAGAUGAAUGCUGCAGAAAACAUUAAUGUUUCAGCCGAUAAUCGUACGUCCGAUGGCAGAAAGCAGAGCCCUCCUGCUUUCCUCGACCUCGCAGACUCGGCUGCGAGGUUGGGUACCAAUAUGCCCGACAUCUCGGCGCGCGUGGAGCUAAAGAGAUUGGAACAUGAACGUCAGCGCGCAUUGCAAAGGAAGAUGUUCGAAGACCAGAUGCGUGCGUUGGAGCACCAGCAAGCGCAGGAGCUCCUCAGUAUCCCUUACGAGUCGAUGACUUCUGCUCAUUUGGCUGUCUCUGCCCCGACGACACCUCCCCGGGUAAACGCUAUCUUGCAAGGAGAUGGGCUCGCCAAGUCAUCAUUAUCUCAUUCUUCAGUCGAUGCUGACGUCUUGUCGAGAGCCGUUGGCUCUGCUGUCGACAAGAGAAAGUCUGUCACCUAUGCACCCUCCGUCGAUCGUUCCCCCGAACUUGGGUCGGCUCAUGUGCUCAACGGCCAGUACGCUCGCGGAGGGGCGAAGAGUAUGCCGGCAAGUCGUCGCACGUCCACAAGCAGUCACGACGAGGAACUUGCUGAACAUUUCAGAGGCAUGGCCCUCUCCAGUGAAAGACCCGUUGGAGCUUCUCCAAGUCCGGGACCCGUGGCUCAGUCUAUGUUGACGAGAGCACGUUUCAGCGAGGAGGACCACACUCGCACCAGCCAACAAUAUAACUUUGGCAUGAUGCUCGACGAACAGUUAGACCAGGAAAUGCAUAAUGCGAUGAGGAAUUUACCAACGUCAGACGAUGACAAAUUUGCAGCUUAUGCAAAUAAGAUAUCGACGUCGUCUGCCGCUUUGGAUCUUGCGCACCGGUCGCAGACUUCCCCACGUAAUUCGUUUACCGGUCGCGACAAGCCGUCUGAGUGGCCGCAGUUCACUGGUAAUCCCCGCGUCCCAGAAAGCCUCGCCUCACGUGCUGAACGGCGUACCGUCACAACGCCGACGUCGACACCACCAAUCGGCCAACAUCCUCAGAUUACCCUCGGUGCGGCGCCCUCGUCUCGCAGGAGUUCUCCUGCAGGGGCUCUGGAGAGCUUUUCGACGAGAUCAGUGCCCGCUACGCCUCUCUCUAUUACGAAUGGGAGCUCUCAUAUGCUUCAAGCCCCUGGGACUCCGCUCACUCCUGACACUCAGGGUAUGAGUGGUCGCAUUUCUGCUCAAGGCAGUCAGCACUUGGGUGGCGAGGUUAAAACUGAUAUUCAGCCUUCUUUGUCGCGUCUAUCGUCGGGUCAAUAUGACGGAUCCGCCUUGUCAUUCGAGCAGUACAGCGUUGAUUCGGUGUAUAAUCUCAACAACCAGCUCGAUGGUACCCGCUACAACACUUACGGUUUUGAUUCCAGUACUCGAAGUGGCCACGGUGUGAACGGCGCUGCUAGUGGUCCGACCGCUCUCUAUCAUCACAACAGUUCGCGUUACGGGCCCGGCAUGGGUCGCGGUGGCCCCGAUGGUAAGAUGAACGGACUCCAUGGACCCAAGCACAAGCGAGGUGAUAUGGAUCUUAACCGUUUCGCUGGGACUCGUCUGGAGGACCUACAAGGAGAGAUUCUCGCCCUUUGCAAGGAUCAACAUGGAUGUCGUUACCUCCAGAAGAAACUGGAAGAGGGCAUACCAGAACAUCGAGACAUGAUAUUUCGCGAAACGUUCGGUCACUUCGCUGAUCUGAUGACGGAUCCGUUUGGCAACUACCUGUGUCAGAAAUUGCUAGAGUACUCGACGGACGAGCAACGGAACUUGAUUUGCGAGUCUGUCGCCCAGGAUUUGGUCAAUAUCUCGCUGAACAUGCACGGUACUCGUGCUGUACAAAAAAUGAUUGACUUCCUGUCAACUAGACGACAGAUUCACUCGAUCAUUGUUGCGCUUAGCCUUCACGUUGUUGUGCUAAUCAAAGACCUCAACGGCAAUCAUGUCAUACAAAAGUGCCUCAACAAGCUUGUUCCCGAGGACAAUCAGUUUAUUUACAAUGCUGUUGCUGCAAAUUGUGUGGAAGUUGCCACUCAUCGUCAUGGAUGUUGUGUACUACAGCGGUGCAUUGAUCAUGCUUCCGACCACCAGCGUAUCCAGCUUGUCAAUGAAAUCACCUACAAUGCUCUUACCCUGGUUCAAGAUCCAUAUGGGAACUAUGUCGUGCAAUAUAUUUUGGAUCUGAACGAUAAUCGCUUCAGUGAUGCAGUCAUCCGUCAGUUCACGGGGAAUAUUUGCGCGUUAUCUGUACAGAAGUUUAGUUCAAACGUCAUCGAGAAGUGCAUCCGGGUUGCUGAGCACAGCACCAGGAAGAUUAUUAUCGAAGAACUCCUCAACCGGUCGCGUUUGGAGAAACUUCUGCGCGAUUCGUACGGCAACUACUGCGUUCAAACUGCCCUGGAUUAUGCGGACCCUGGUCAACGCGCGCUACUGGUCGAAGGCAUUCGACCUGUAUUGCCGUUGAUUCGGAAUACCCCUUAUGGGAAACGGAUUCAAAACAAGCUCCAACGCGAACAUGUUGACAAUUUCAACGGUGGAUACCAGGGUCCCCAGGCGAUAGUCAACAUGAACCUCGGCAAUCAAGCCGUUGGACUUGGACAUGGUCAUCUGGGUCCUGCUACACGUCACAUUCCCCAAAAUAUGCCUAUGGCGGACUUGUACGGCUCUCAACCUGGCCUUUACGGGAUGCAAGGUCAAGGAUCGUAUGGUCAUGGUCCAUUGGCUCCCCAGAUGCACGGUCUCGGAGCACGAUCGAUUGAUGAAUACGUUCUGCAAAGCCAUUCUCCCCACAACUCCAGGUUGACUCCACCCCACACCCACGGUGGGGGGUACUCUGGCGUUUCCGGGUAUGCUAGCGUGAGCGCGUUUGGCAACGUCGGCCUUACUGGGUCGUUAAAUGAUCCUUACCAGAACUACGGCUACGGCAUGUGAAAGGGUGGUCCGCUGAGUUGCACACUGAUUCAAUUCGGUCGACGUUGUGGCUCUCACCAUUCCCUAUUUCUAUGUAUAUUCUAUGGCCCUUGCAUUUUGACGACCGAUACCUCAUUCGCGUUGCAUGGCUCGCUCAAGCUGGCGGUUUGUUUGGGAGGUACUUACGCCAAAAGGGAUCGGCCGGCUUCGAUCAAUACCACCACCGCAAUUGUACAUUGAUCCGGCAUACAACCAAUUUCCCUGCAGUACUAUUUUGCUUGCUUUCUGAACACUUUACUUUCCCCACCGUUCCGUCGCAUUUGUAUAGCCUUAAUCUUGGUCUCUCCAUCAUCUAAAGCAAUGUUCUGUUUAAUGGUUUAAACUGUCGCAGCACUACGUUUUUGUACUUAUUGUGCAAUUUUAUGCCAUGGUUGACUCGGAGCUAACGGAGCCUUGUAUGUAUGUUUCCGGACCUGAGUAGGCCUGGUAACCAGAC